CGUGUGUGAGUGUACAGUAAAAAAGUCUAUAGGGUUUUUUUUCUUAAUUAUUAUCUCUAAAAGUGAAAUGCGAGUCCUGAGAGGCAGGAAUACUGACGAGGUGAAACUCUGAGCAGGUUCUUCACCUCACUGCUGUGACGUCACUGAAGGACCCAGACGGACGGAGGAUUUAGUGUGAGCGCCGUGUAGCGCUGAAACUGCCCGGCUGUCUGAAGCGUCUCCAUCUGACAGGUGAGUGUUUCAUCCGUGGGUUCCGUGUGUAAUUCAGGAACGUGUUCUGACUUGUUCAGCUCUGUGUUCAGAGAGCAGAGUGCGCCUUGGUGCAGGUGAGCAUGUACCCUUCAGGACUGAAGUCUUUAUCCCGGGUGAACCUGUUCCACUCGCCGCUAAUCUCCUUCCAGCAGCGGGGGGAUGAAGAGAGGCGCCGCGCCCUGACCGCUGCCUCGUACCACGACGCCGAUGUAAGCUGCGAGUACGGCUCGAAUAAAUACUACGCCCUGUGCGGAUUCGGAGGUGUCCUGAGCUGUGGGCUCACGCACACCGCCGUCGUGCCUCUCGACCUGGUCAAAUGUCGCAUCCAGGUGAACCCAGGUAAAUACAAGUCUAUCUUUAACGGCUUCUCCGUGACUGUGAGGGAAGACGGGCUCCGGGGCCUGGGUCGAGGCUGGGCUCCGACGUUCAUUGGCUACUCCAUGCAAGGCCUCUGCAAAUUCGGCUUCUACGAGCUCUUCAAGGCGCUCUAUAACGACCUGCUGGGAGAGGAGAACGCUUACCUCUGGAGAACGUCGGUGUACCUGGCCGCUUCUGCCAGUGCAGAGUUCUUUGCGGAUAUUGCUCUGGCCCCCAUGGAGGCGUGUAAAGUGCGCAUCCAGACGCAGCCAGGUUACGCCAGAACCCUGAGAGAGUGCGCCCCAAAAAUGCAUGCAGAGGAGGGGCUGUGGGCGUUCUACAAAGGUGUGUAUCCUCUGUGGCUGCGUCAGAUCCCCUACACCAUGAUGAAAUUUGCGUGUUUUGAGCGUACGGUGGAGUUGCUGUACAAGUACGUGGUGCCCAAACCGCGCAGUGCCUGCUCCAAACCCGAGCAGCUCGUCGUCACCUUCAUCGCUGGGUAUAUCGCCGGUGUGUUCUGCGCUGUGAUUUCACACCCAGCCGACUCGGUGGUGUCUGUGCUCAACAAGGAGAAAGGAAGUUCAGCCAUACAGGUGCUGAAGAGGCUGGGACCUCGGGGUGUGUGGAAGGGGCUGUUCGCUCGCAUCAUCAUGAUCGGCACACUGACCGCCCUGCAGUGGUUCAUUUAUGAUUCGGUGAAAGUUUAUUUCCGCCUGCCACGCCCGCCUCCCCCAGAGAUGCCCGAGUCUCUAAAGAGGAAGAUGAGUUUGGCAGGCCGAUAGAGAGCAAACACACCUCACGAGCAAAAUGUACCAAAACAUUCCAUGUGGUUUGACCAGUGAAUGAGUGAGACAUUAAUUCUGGAGUGAAGUUAAUGAUAUUAA
Messenger RNA from Neoarius graeffei (lesser salmon catfish), 1493 nucleotides. It is a transcript of the gene slc25a3a, whose product is annotated as solute carrier family 25 member 3a. Bases 333 to 1391 code for a protein of 352 amino acids. NCBI's taxonomy places the organism in Eukaryota, Metazoa, Chordata, Actinopteri, Siluriformes, Ariidae. The record is from RefSeq and is a predicted model, not a curated record. Gene Ontology annotation, molecular function: phosphate transmembrane transporter activity. The transcript has 7 exons. Gene Ontology annotation, cellular component: mitochondrial inner membrane. Gene Ontology annotation, biological process: mitochondrial phosphate ion transmembrane transport.